Molecule: messenger RNA, 1209 nt
Organism: Penicilliopsis zonata CBS 506.65
Lineage: Eukaryota; Fungi; Ascomycota; Eurotiomycetes; Eurotiales; Aspergillaceae
Exons: 4
Coding region: 1-1209 (402 amino acids)
Biological process (GO): negative regulation of translation; mRNA catabolic process
Cellular component (GO): CCR4-NOT core complex; P-body; CCR4-NOT complex
Source: RefSeq, a predicted model, not a curated record
AUGCUGCAGACGCAGACACAGCACGUUUUCUCUCAUCAACACCAAUACCCGCAGGCCGAUCCGUCGUGGCUACAGCAGCAGCAACAGCAGCAGCAGCAGCAGCAGCCGCAGCCACACCACCAGGCCCAACACCACCCGCACCAAGCGCAGCAGCAUUCCUCUCUGGCCGCCCAGCAGCAUGCCCAGGUGCAGGCCCAGCAGCAACAUUAUAACCGUCUCGCCAUGGUUGGUGGGGCCGGUGGUGCGGGCAACCCCGUAGGCCAGCAGGGCGCGGUUGUCGCAGGUGGCGGUGCCGGGGGUGCUGGUGCCGGGGCGGGCGACGGGGCGAUGGCCAGUGCGGUGACAGUGAUGGACGGUGGUGUCAGCGAGGAGAACCGCAAGGUCUUCAUCUGGGUUGCGGAGCUGUUGGAUCCGGCCCGCCGGGAGGCUGCUCUGAUGGAGCUCAGUAAGAAGAGGGAGCAGGUGCCGGAACUGGCCCUGGUGAUCUGGCACUCAUUCGGUGUGAUGACUGCGUUGCUACAAGAGAUUAUCUCCGUGUAUCCGCUGUUGAACCCAUCCCAGUUGACAGCCGCUGCCUCGAACCGUGUCUGCAAUGCCCUGGCGCUGUUACAGUGCGUUGCCUCCCACAACGAGACCCGGACGUUGUUCUUGAACGCGCAUAUUCCCCUCUUCCUCUACCCCUUCCUCAACACGACGUCCAAAUCCCGCCCCUUCGAGUACCUGCGCCUGACCUCCCUGGGCGUCAUCGGCGCACUGGUCAAGAACGAUUCGUCGGAUGUCAUCAAUUUCCUGCUCACAACGGAGAUCAUCCCGCUCUGUUUGCGCAUCAUGGAGACCGGAUCUGAGCUCAGCAAGACCGUUGCCAUCUUCAUCGUGCAGAAGAUCCUGCUCGAUGAUAUUGGCCUCGCCUAUAUCUGCGCCACAUACGAACGCUUCUACGCCGUCGGCACCGUCCUCAGCAACAUGGUCACCCAGCUGGUUGAACAGCAGACUGUUCGCUUACUGAAACAUGUCGUCCGUUGUUUUCUUCGUCUGAGCGAUAAUAGCCGUGCCCGCGAAGCCCUGCGCCAGUGCCUCCCCGAGCCCCUCCGCGACGCCACCUUCUCCUCAGUCCUCCGCGACGAUGCAGCCACGAAACGCUGUCUCGCCCAGCUCCUCAUCAACCUCUCCGACAACGUGGCUGACGGCGUGGCCGGCGCGGCCAUGUGA